Messenger RNA from Candida tropicalis MYA-3404, 756 nucleotides. RefSeq lists its product as uncharacterized. The record is from RefSeq and is a predicted model, not a curated record. Gene Ontology annotation, molecular function: RNA binding. The coding region runs from base 1 to 756 and encodes 251 amino acids. The transcript has a single exon. Lineage: Eukaryota; Fungi; Ascomycota; Pichiomycetes; Serinales; Debaryomycetaceae.
AUGAGAGACUGUUUAUCUGCAAUGAUUGAUUCUGUGGUUAAUAAGGAUUUGAUUCUUUUGAAACCUGAAAAAGUUGGUUCAUAUGUGGGACUUGCCCUUGUAUUUGAAACUUUUACCUUGCGCCAAAUAUUAGGCAACCUUUUGUCAAUGAAUUCUGUUAGUAUGGCCACAAACGAAGAUUCUACUAUCAGAUGCAAAAGAAACCUUUUAAAUUCAUUGUGGGAAGUAGUGAUUGAUAAUUGCCAUGUUUCAAUUAUCACAUCUUUAAUAUCUAUCCUGAUGAAAAUAGAAAACAGAAUUAGACUAAUGGGAUCUGUAGUGAAUAGUGUUCAAUUGAAAGGUGACUACAAGAGUGGCAUGAUCACAUGCUACCCAACUAAUAUUGAUCAAUUUAUCAAAUCGAUACUUAAUUGCAAAUCGCAUACUUCCUUCAAGACUAUCUUAAUCGAUUCGGCUAGUCAGUUAAGACCAGUAAACAGAAUUGUGCCUCCAUCUGAGCCAUCAGCGUACGUAACCACCACACUUACAUUACCAGUAAAACAGGUAUCUGCUAUUCUUGGUCCCAGGGGGUCGAUUUUGAAUUCCAUUAGGUUACAAUCAAAAUGCUGGAUUAAGGUGCAUCCUUCAAAUCAUUCGCCAUUUAUAUCAACUAAACAAUCUCUUCAACAAGUUCAAAUCACUGGAGCAAAAGAAAACAUAAGCAUUGCAUUAAUCGAGAUUGAUAGAAUCUGUGGCACAUUUGUGUGCGCAAGAUGA